CAAAAUGGAACAACAAAAGGUGCCGUAUAAGAUCAAGGACGUUACGCGAGUUGUGAAAAAGGCUGUUGUGGCCGCCACUUUGGCAGAAGUUCGGGUGAAGGCGGCCGAAAAAUUCGGACGUCAAGAUCUGCCGAACAUCCAUCUAGAUUCGGACGGCACAGAGGUGGACGACGAGGACUACUUUCAGACGCUGGAGCCGAACGCAGAACUAAUAGCAGUUUUUUCCGGCCAACAAUGGGUAGAUCCCACACACUACGUCACAAUAACGACGCGACGAGACUCGUCGGAUGUCACCGACAGUCCGGAAGUGGAACGGAUCCACCUUAAAAAAUUAGUGUCACACAUGAAGACAAACCUGUGCAAUGUAUCCGUACUGAGCGAACCAGACCUCGAAUUGCUGUCGAAUAUGGAUCCGAACUCGGUCGCUGACAUUACCGGCAAGGAUUUUAUCGAACAGAUAAAGGAAGCUUCAGGCAGAAUCUUAUAUGAAAAGCGAAAGGCUUUUGACGCAAUUGAGCUGUUAAAACUUUUCGAAAAACGUCAAGCGCAGUCAGAAGAAGAAAGUCAACAUGGUAAGUCUGUGCCCAUACACACCACUUCAUUUUAGAGUUGAUCAUUCAACGUUAUGUAUGUGUGGUUUAUUUUUGCAGAAUCUGCACAAUUUUCCACCAUCACAAGUCAACCGCAGUCUCGGAAGGAAAUGACUGCAGCGGCUGCCGAAUCGUCUUCGUCAUCGCCCUCGACACCGUCAACUACAGUGUUGACGGAUAGUAAACCGACCGACCGCUGCUGA
Messenger RNA from Anopheles bellator, 793 nucleotides. Its product is annotated as DNA fragmentation factor subunit alpha-like. NCBI's taxonomy places the organism in Eukaryota, Metazoa, Arthropoda, Insecta, Diptera, Culicidae. The record is from RefSeq and is a predicted model, not a curated record. The transcript has 4 exons. Gene Ontology annotation, biological process: apoptotic process; regulation of apoptotic process.